AGGCUGCCGAGCGCCGCGAGCUGGGCAAGGCGAGCCGAUUUGCUGAAGUGCUGACCGCUUUCCAGCGCUUUCCAGCACAAAUGCACCGCGCUGGCGAAAGGCGGGGGAGAAAAAGCUUCUCAUUUAUCUCAAAUUUAUGAUAUCUAAAUAGAAGAUGGCGCCGCCGGGCCCGGGCGGGAUGAAAAGGUGCUGUCGGAGAGUUUUGCGCUGGAUCCCGGUCCUUUUUAUCUCCGUCAUUGUGGCUUGGUCCUACUACGCCUAUGUCUUCCAGCUCUGCAUCGAGUCCAUUGACAACCUCGGGGAGAAAAUCACUUGCCUGGUGGUAUAUCAUGUGAUCUUCGUCCUGUUUGUGUGGGCCUACUGGCAGACCAUCUUCACGGAGCCGAUGAACCCCCUGAAAGAGUUUCACCUGUCCUACGCGGACAGAGAGCUGCUGGAGCAGGAGGGCCGAGGAGAGGCCCACCAGGAGGUCCUGAAGAGAAUCGCCAAAGACCUGCCCAUCUACACCAGGACCCUGUCCGGAGGUAUCCGUUAUUGUGAUCGCUGCCAGCUCCUUAAACCCGACCGUUGCCACCACUGCUCUGUGUGUGAUAAGUGCAUAUUAAAAAUGGACCACCAUUGCCCUUGGGUGAACAACUGCGUGGGCUUCUCCAACUACAAGUUUUUCGUGCUCUUUCUGGCCUAUUCUCUCCUGUACUGCAUCUUCAUUACCGCCACAGACACAAGAUACUUCAUCCGCUUCUGGACCAAUGGCCUGCCUGACACCCAGGCCAAGUUCCACAUCCUGUUUCUGUUCUUCGCGGCCGCCAUGUUCUCCGUCAGUCUCUUCUCACUGUUCGGGUACCACUGCUGGCUGGUGUGUAAGAACAGAUCUACUCUGGAGGCGUUCCGAGCUCCGGCCUUCCGGCACGGCCAGGACAAGAACGGCUUCAGUCUGGGGCUCAGCAAGAACAUCCGCCAGGUGUUCGGGGACGAGAAGAUCUUCUGGCCCCUGCCCGUCUUCUCCAGUCUGGGAGAUGGCUGCUCCUUCCCGACCUGCCUGGUCAACCAGGACCCUGAGCAGCCAAACAUGUCAGUCGGAACCAACUGCAUGGUCAACAGCACGGGAGAAGCCCACCAGUUUCCUGCCAGACCCCUGAGGGAGUCCCAGACUCAGCUGCUCAGCGAGGCGACCAGUCAGAAGGAUCAGCACGGUACAAGUAAUCCAGCAAUGGCCAUAGAGAAUGAGACUUAGGGCUGGAGAAGGAUUGCUUGGAUCUGGAAGGCAUAGCCCACUCGGAGUAACAGCGAAUGAAGUCUGAUUCUGUACUCAAUGGCUACCUGCUACUUACCCACAAUCCUCUGCCUCUGUGCCGCCAUGGGAGGCAUUUGAUUGGCCCUUCUCCUGUUCUCGUGGGCCGACACAGGGUGAUAGAUGUAUCCAUGCGUUUUACUCACAGAAAGACACAGCCUGGGUUGUGAGACGGUAGAGCGCAGAGCGAUGUGGAAGACAACAGAACUGGACCCGGUAAAUCAGACUGAAGUGUGAAAACUGAGAACAGCUUACCGUACCAUUCAAGGUGGCAGUGUUUUUGCCCCUGAAAAAAAAAAGCACAGUGUAGUCAUG
Messenger RNA from Megalops cyprinoides (Indo-Pacific tarpon), 1606 nucleotides. RefSeq names its product palmitoyltransferase ZDHHC2-like. Lineage: Eukaryota; Metazoa; Chordata; Actinopteri; Elopiformes; Megalopidae. Gene Ontology annotation, biological process: peptidyl-L-cysteine S-palmitoylation; protein targeting to membrane. The coding region runs from base 155 to 1234 and encodes 359 amino acids. Gene Ontology annotation, molecular function: protein-cysteine S-palmitoyltransferase activity. The transcript has 13 exons. Gene Ontology annotation, cellular component: endoplasmic reticulum; Golgi apparatus. The record is from RefSeq and is a predicted model, not a curated record.